AUGCGUUCGCCACCUUCUCAUCCUUCAUGUCAAAUGUCCCCGCCCGUACUACGUGUUCUGCUUUCUUAUCGUCGUCACCCAGGCUUACUCAACACACACACACACACACACUAUUUGCAUCUAUCUAUCUCUGUUCAUAUCUAUCUCAGCCUCUUUAUGUUCUCUCUCUCUCGGCCUUUUCACUAUCUUUCUAUCUAUCUAUCCUCGUCUGUUCGUAUCUAUCUAUCUAUCUAUCUAAUUAUUGUGGCGACUGCAUGCAAACGUGCGCGUCUUUCUUCCCUUCUUUCUUUCUUUCUUUAUUCCUUUCGUGCUUUCUUUCUUUCUUUUUAUUCCUUCCGUGCUUUCCUUCUUUCUUUAUUCAUUUCGUGCUUUCUUUCUUUCUUUAUUUAUUUAUUUCUUUUUAUUCCUUUCGUGCUUUCCUUCUUUCUUUCUUUCUUUUUCUUUCUUUUUAUUCCUUUCGUGCUUUCCUUCUUUCUUUCUUUCUUUUUCUUUCUUUUUAUUCCUUUCGUGCUUUCCUUCUUUCUUUCUUUCUUUAUUCCUUUCGUGCUUUCUUUCUUUUUUUAUUUCCCGCUUUCUUUCUUUCUGUCUUUCUUUUUUCUUCUUCUUUUCGUGCUGUCUCUCUUUUUUCUUUCGUUCUUUCUUUUCUUCCUUCUUUAUUUCGUAUUUUCUUUCUACCUUCCUUUCUUUCUUUCCUCUUUUUGUGCUGUCUUUGUACCUUUUGUGCUGUCUUUGUACCUUUUGUGCUUUCUUUCCUUCUUUAUUUGGUAUUUUCUUUCUUUCUUUCUUCCUUCUUUUCGUACUUUCUUUCUUUCUUUCUUUCUUUCUUUCUUCCUUCCUUCAUUUCUUUUGUUCUUUCGCGUUGUCUUUCUUCCUUUCGUGUUUUCUUUUUAUCUUUCUUUCAACCCUACUCUCGCAAUGCUACUUCCGUGUUAA
Acanthosepion pharaonis is the source of this 933-nucleotide messenger RNA. Lineage: Eukaryota; Metazoa; Mollusca; Cephalopoda; Sepiida; Sepiidae. The record is from the annotation of a GenBank genome assembly.